Scylla paramamosain (green mud crab) is the source of this 4064-nucleotide messenger RNA. RefSeq names its product dystrophin-like. Gene Ontology annotation, cellular component: plasma membrane. Gene Ontology annotation, biological process: synaptic signaling. The transcript has 15 exons. The record is from RefSeq and is a predicted model, not a curated record. Gene Ontology annotation, molecular function: zinc ion binding; protein binding. The coding region runs from base 138 to 2201 and encodes 687 amino acids. Lineage: Eukaryota; Metazoa; Arthropoda; Malacostraca; Decapoda; Portunidae.
GGGUUGGCUGGCCUGCGCGUCUCAUUCAAACAGUGUUGCCUGCUGUGCGGUGAGGUGAGGAAGGAAAGAACGCGAAAGAAUUACAGUGUAAAGAUCUGUAAAGGACAAAUCCUGGAUAACCUGCAGAGUGCGGCGUGAUGGUGGAGACACUGGAGGGUCAUGUCUUGGAGGAGUGGGCCGUGGCGCGCACCGACUCGGGAGUGCCUUAUUAUGUCAACCAUAGUCGAGGUGUGACUCAGUGGGACCAUCCAGAGUUUGUGCGCAUCUUUGAAGAGAUCCAGUCACUGAACACUGUGAAGUUUGCAGCUUAUCGCACUGCCUGCAAGCUGAGGCGUCUGCAGACUAGACUUAAAUUGCAGGAUGUGUCACUGCAAAAUGUUGCUACAGCCUUUGACAGUGCAGGACUGAGGGCUGGAGAGAACAGUGACCUGGUGGAACUAAAGCAGGUAGAGGAGGUGGUGCAGAAGAUACUACGUAGUGCCCACAAACACCGGCACAGCCAGGCUGCUCUUGCCACUCAGCUUACCAUCAAUCUCCUGCUGAACAUCUAUGACUUAGGCCGGAGUGGUAUGGUGCAGGUGCUAGGGUGUAAGGUGCUGCUUGUGGUACUGUGUGGAGGCCGUCUGCAGGAGAAGUAUCGUUACCUUUUCAACCAGGUGGCUGAUCACAACAACUGCUGCACCAGGCGACGACUUGCUUCCAUCUUGCGGGACUUAGCACGUAUCCCAGAACUCCUGUCAGAGCAGCCUUCCUUUGGCCUCUCACUGGUGUCAGCAGCAGUGGAGAGCUGUUUCAAGGAGGUGGAGGGUGAGGUGGGGAUAACUGAAGAGGUAUUGCUGGACUGGCUGCUGCAGGAACCACAGACCCUUGUUUGGUGGACUACUCUGUACAGGCUUACUGCUGCAGAACUUGUGUGUCAUGAUGUGAAGUGUGGAGUAUGCAAGCAACGCCCCAUCAUUGGCUUGAGGUACCAGUGUUUGCAUUGUCUCGGCUACAACCAGUGCCAAGACUGCUUCCUGCAUGCACGCACUUCUCGAGGUCACAAGCUUUCCCAUCCCAUCCAGGAAUAUUGCCAUGAGACAAGUGGAAAGGAAUGGCGACGAGCACUGAUGAAAAUAAUGAAGCAUCGUCUGAAGGGGCGGUCGAGGUGUGGGAAGCCGCGGUACCUAGCCAUCCCCUCCAGCCCUUCACUGGUUUCAGAUGUGAAUAGUGUGGUAUGUGAGGGCCAGAGCAGUGUAUCCUGGAGUGAAGGCAGUGAGGAUGACCAUCAUCAAGAGGAAGAGGAGGAAGAGGAAGAAGAGGCACUUUUCUCACGCACAAUCCUCAAUGUGUCCCAUGAGAGUGAGGAAGAGUCUCAAGAUGACAGGGAGGGGGAUGAUAGAGGCUUCAGAGGGAUAGAACCUAUCAUUCUUCCCACCUCCCCUCGUCACCAGAUUCACUCAGUCAUUGUACACCUUCAGGAUGGUCAUAGGCAACUGGAGGAGGGAGCUUCAGGGACUGUGGUGGAGGAGUACACACAGCAGCUUCAAACACAAAUCAACAAACUCAAGCAGAUUCUUCAGAAGGUCAACUCAGGUCCUAGCCGGGAGCACCACGGAAGCAGCAGACAAGCCCGAACAGCCCAUGAAGUGGGGAGAGUGUUACCCCGCCUGGAGAGUACACCUAUCGUGGGCGAACGUGGAUUGUUGCUUAACCUCUCCCCCAUCAUCACUCGCUCCUCACAUGAUGACACUGCUGUGAUGGACAACAAGGAGAACCAUUUGGUUGAGAACCCAAAUGGAUAUCAACAUAAGGAAAGUUCUGGUGCAGGACAAACCAGGACUCCCUUUACACCAUACCAGACCAACACUUGUCUCACUGGAGAUUGUAGUGAGGAAAAAACUUUACCCCAGGUACCAGGACUACCCAGUUUUACUGAGGUCAACUUCAGUGACCUUACCUCAGUGUCUUGUGCUGCAGGGUCAUCUUCAGGGAGCCAUAUGGAAAUGGAAGGAGCCAGACAAGCUGGAGAUGCCACAUCUAGUGACAUAAAACAGGAAUUGGAGAACAUUUUGGUGCAGCUCGACCAUAUCUUCCUUUCAGCUGAGUCGCAAAAUGACAACAAACUCACAGAGGACAACAAUGGUGUGGUGGAAGCUGCCUGUGAACUGGGAGACAUUUUGGCAGAGUAUGUGAAUGCUGUUCCCAGCCAACCUGACUGAUGGCUGUUUGGCUUUACAGUGGUGGUUUGUCUUCUUGGAUUUUACUAUUAUUAUUAUUAUUAUUAUUAUUAUUAUUAUUAUUAUUAUUAUAAAAUGAGUCUAGCUUUGUUGGUUUUACCAGUUAUGUACAAAAAUCUACUGUAGUAAACAACAAAUUAGAAAACCUAAUUGAGAAGAUUUGCACACAUAUCUUUGAACAUUUGUUGCCUUUUCAAAUUAACACUUCCAUAUACCAAGCUUUCCAACACUGGUUGUAACCAACAGCACUGUAGUGAUGAACUAAGCACUCAAGGGAGGAUUUACUUGUAGAGGAUUGCACACAUCAUAUCUGUACUUUUUUAAUAUAUUUAGAAUCAUGCGGAUUUAUGAUUAAUAAUUUUAGUAAGAUGCACCAUCCAUAACUGACAAAUUAAGACAGUGGGCAGAUAUAGGUGAAAGGCAGUCAGCUAUAACUACCACUUGUUUAUGACUGACCAUAACCAUAUAGACUUCUAAGUGCAAUUAUGGCUUCAGUAAAGUGUUUCAUCUUUCUAGCCACAGUGUCACUACAGACUAACUUUAUAGAACAUUUCCUGGUAUUUAAGCAAAGCCACAGCCUCCACCAAAGGCUCUGCCUAUCCUACUUCCUUAAAAAAACAACCAUUAAUUUAACUUUAAUACUGUUGGCUGUAUCAGACUUAUUUUCUCAAAACUCCAGUGAUAGCAUAUUAUAAGAGAUUUAUACCCAAGUUUAUUGCAUUCAGUAACCUUACACAGCCAUCAUGUAGAAAAGAGUUUCAUCUGCUAUUCUCACCAGAACUGGGUGUCUUGCCAGUAGAACUGGUGUCUUUACAGUUUUCAUAAUGGUAAAUAGACUUUUCUAGCAUAGCCUAUACAAGGAAUGAAUUCUGGCAUUUGAAAGUUGCAGUAUUGUUUUAUAUAUUUUCUAGUCUUGAGGACACACUGAUUCCAGAUGACACUUUGGUCUGUUCUUCCCUAAAGGCCUUAAGAUUAUGAUAUGAAGGAAUGCUUGUGAAUGUGAAUGUUUGAAUGUAGAUACUUAAGUGGGACACUGACUUGGAUAUAUAUAUAUAUAUAUAUAUAUAUAUAUAUAUAUAUAUAUAUAUAUAUAUAUAUAUAUAUAUAUAUAUAUAUAUAUAUAUAUAUAUAUAUAUAUAUAUAUAUAUAUAUAACCUGAUUAUCACACUUGAGAUAAUGUGAACUUCUAUAACCAAUCUCUUGAAAGUUCUCUUCCAUGGGCAUUAUGGGCAUUAUGUGUUCUUGUAUGCAUCAAGCUACUUCAUUGCUCAUGAUCAUCUGUAUACCUGAUAUCUGAUAUCUUCAUUACCACUAUUCACUGAGGAACCUAAAGUAUUCACCCAAAAGCACAUGGAUUGUAACCAUCGUAUUGCCUUCUCUUGCGGUAAACUUUAACAAAAGAUUUUCAAAAUUAUUUCUUUUAUUGCAUUAAUUGUGAUUUCUUUACUUUAGAUUAACCAGUGUUUUGUACAGGAAUGGUGUACCAAAAAUAUUCUUGAUACACAAGAUGAGCACUAGUAGUGAAGUUUGCAAAAUCUACAUUUUAUGUUUUCUGUAAAUUCUGUAAAGAAUAUUUUCCAGGCUAUAAUACCUUUUCAAUUUCUCUUUUACCAAAGAAAUUUUUAUUAACAUAAGUAGUGAUUAUAAAAAGGUAAUGAUCUUUAGCACAAAUGCAUCUUUGUGAUACAAAUAAUGUUGGUUUAUGUACAAUCUAGAUUUCAAGAGUAUUGAAGUUUUAUCAAAGUAUGAAAGCUUAUAACACUAGUUUAUUUUUUGUAAUUUUAUACACUAACCCUUAUGAGCUCUAUAAGGUCAGUGAAAAUAAAAGUAUUGAAAAGUUUUAUA